UAUCAAUGGAGAUUGAUCAUGAAUUGAAUCCUUUCAAUAUUAAGAAAUUAGUAAAUAAUGGACACACAACUAGAGUGCUCUUUGAAUCUGAAUAAGACACUUUCAUUUGUGAAGUGUAAGUUUCCAAUUGAAUUAUUUAGAAUUGGACCAAGUUAUUAAUAAUCACCUGAAUGUCAGAUAAACAUUAAAUUAGAUGGUAAUGAAAUACUGAAAAGAGAGAUUUAUAAUUUAUUGAAACAUUUGAUAUUUACAGAGACUUAUUAAAAGUAAUCCUUCACUGUGAUUUUUGAUUAAUGUCCUCCAUAUUCAAAAGCAUUUAAUGCCUUAUAUUACUCAUUAUUGUUACAUGGAGUAAGAAUGAAAGAUUCUUUUACAUCCUGUUCAGCUGUACUUUAUUAUUUAAAAUAUUAAGUUUUUAGAUGAUAACAAAAGACUUGUUGUUGAUAGGAAUGAAAAAUAAUGGAGUGCAAAAAUAAAUUUAGUUUAUUCAAUUAAUUUAUAAUAAAUAUUAUGUUCAGAUGUGAUGGGAUAAUUUAAUAAUGAUGAUUUAGGAAUGUUGAUUUCAGGAUGUAUUAGUGGAUGCAAUCAGAUAUAUAAUUUUAUUAAAGAUCUCUGA
Messenger RNA from Paramecium sonneborni, 616 nucleotides. The record is from the annotation of a GenBank genome assembly. Lineage: Eukaryota; Ciliophora; Oligohymenophorea; Peniculida; Parameciidae.